Molecule: messenger RNA, 3711 nt
Organism: Linum tenue
Lineage: Eukaryota; Viridiplantae; Streptophyta; Magnoliopsida; Malpighiales; Linaceae
Source: the annotation of a GenBank genome assembly
CUCACAUCUAUCGGCUCAGCUCAAAAAAAUCCCGUCGGCCGACCUCCCAAAAAUUAGUUGGCGUCGAUGGCCUCCUCGUCGGAACCGCCGCAGCACCAGCGUCAUCUGUUUCCCAAUUUCUUCCACUCAACUACCUCCGCCGUCCUCUCUCUUCUUCCCAAUCCCCGGCCAUCAGCUUCUCCGGCUUCUUCGCCUCCCAAAGUCUGCUUACCCUUUCAGUUCGUCGAUUCGUGUCAUCCACAGUCAUUCCGUUCUCCCCACGAGUCCUCUCAGCCCGACUCGGUCUCAUCGAAAUCGGCGACGGUCAAGGGCUUAUCCUCUGCCGAGUCCAAUUCGGGAUUCCCGUCCACGGUCAGAAUUUCUGGACUGAGUUCCGACGGCAAGGGCGGCGGGCCUGCUUUCGUAGGGCAGGUUUUCAGUAUGUGCGAUCUUUCCGGGACUGGAUUGAUGGCCGUCUCUACUCACUUCGAUAUUCCAUUCCUCUCUAAAAGAACGCCCGAGUGGUUGAAGAAGGUUUUUGCAACUGUUACCAAGAGCGAGAGAAAUGGCCCCGUGUUUAGAUUCUUCAUGGAUUUAGGCGACGCAGUUUCGUACGUGAAACAACUUAACAUCCCCAGUGGCAUUGUGGGUGCUUGCCGCCUUGAUCUGGCAUAUGAACAUUUCAAGGUCAAGGCAGCAAACCAGCUCCUGAAGACAAUGCAGCAAAGUGAAGGGAAGAGAAAGGUGGAUGGGGUUCCUGUUUUUACUGCUCAGAACCUGGAUAUCGCCAUAGCUACCUCUGAAGGAAUUAAGUGGUAUACUCCGUACUUCUUCGAUAAAGGCAUGCUAGAUGGUAUUAUUGAAGAGUCUGUUGAUCAGCAUUUCCACACUUUAAUACAAACUCGGCACAUGCAGCGGCGACGAGAUAUAGUUGACGACAACUUGGCUGCAGAAGUGAUUGAAGAAAUGGCAGAAAGCCUAAAUGAGCCACCCGAGGUUCAGGAAAUGAUGGAUGAGAUAGGAAAUCCUGGUAUACCUCUAAGUGUCAUCUCGAAAGCUGCUGAAAUCCAGCUUUCUUAUGUUGUUGAUAAGUUACUCCUGGGUAACCGUUGGUUGAGGAAGGCCACUGGGAUUCAACCAAGGUUCCCCUACGUUGUUGAUUCGUUUGAGAGAAGGAGUGCCUGUUCCUUAAGGCGAGUCUCGAAGUCAACCAGCUUACUUGACAAUUCCCAAGCCGGUGAUAGAAAUUCUGAAAUUGAAGUAGAAGAAAAUGCUCAAGUGAGUUACGAAGAGCGACCAGAUUUACGACUACCCUUUGGAAAUUGGCUCGGUGUGCCAUGGUUGAAAAAUCAAUCCAAACCGGCCAGAGGGUCAGAAACAAGAGUGGAUGGUUCAUCAAAGGAAUGGAUGGAGCAAAAGUUGGAUGACAAUCCUCUUCUUCCGAAAAUCACCAUGGUAGGCAUAUCUACUGGGGAGGCUGGACAAAUGAGCAAAGCUAGUUUGAAGAAGACGAUGGACACUCUGACUAAAGAGCUGGAGCAGACCGAUCACGGUAAAACCUCCGGCAAUAGCGAUAGCGAUUUCAAGUUCACGGAUAGGGAUCCGUUGUUCGUGGCAAACGUGGGGGAUUACUUCUCGGCCAUGUCGAAGGCGAAUUCAUCGCGAUGGGAGGUCAACAUGGCGGCUUCUGAAGAGAAUAGUGCGUUGUUCCCAAUUUUUAUUCUGACAAUAAUGGCACUGCCCCUGGUGCCUUACACAAUAAUGAAGUUGUGCCGUGCUGCCUCAACGAAAGCAAAGACCAUCCACUGUAAAUGUUCCGAGUGUACCCGUUCGGGGAAGUACCGGAAAUCUCUAUUUAAGCGGAUUUCAAACUUCUCGACAUGCAGUAACUUGACGGUGAUACUACUCUGGGUCAUUAUGAUAUUCCUAGUUAGUUACAUAAAGAACAUGAGCCGAGAGGCUCAACCUUUUGAUCCAUACGCCAUACUUGGAUUGAAACCUGGAGCAUCAGAGACAGAAAUUAAAAAGAGUUACCGGAAGCUUUCUGUUCAGUACCAUCCUGACAAAAAUCCAGAUCCAGAGGCUCACACGUACUUUGUGGAGUUUAUAACAAAGGCAUAUCAAGCGCUGACAGAUCCAAUAUCUCGUGAGAACUAUGAGAAAUAUGGCCAUCCAGAUGGUAGACAGGGAUUUAAAAUGGGAAUUGCUCUUCCUCAAUUUCUGCUUGACAUUGAUGGUUCAUCUGGUGGAAUUCUUUUACUUUGGAUCGUUGGUAUUUGUAUUCUCUUGCCAUUGGUGAUUGCUGCUAUAUAUCUUUCAAGAUCUGCAAAAUAUACCGGGAAUUAUGUCAUGCACCAAACUCUCUCAGCAUACUACUAUUUUAUGAAACCAUCACUAGCCCCAAGCAAAGUGAUGGAGGUUUUCACAAAGGCUGCUGAAUAUAUGGAAAUUCCUGUUCGGAGAACUGAUGAUGAGCCUCUUCAGAAGCUCUUUAUGUCUGUUAGAAGCGAGUUGAAUCUGGACCUCAAGAACAUAAAGCAAGAACAGGCUAAAUUUUGGAAGCAGCACCCUGCUGUAGUUAAGACAGAAUUGUUGAUUCAAGCUCAGUUGACUCGGGAAUCGGCAGCCCUGCCCCCAGCCUUGCAAGGUGAUUUCAAACGUGUGCUAGAACUUGCUCCUCGUCUUCUUGAAGAACUGAUGAAGAUGGCACUUAUACCACGCAAUGCUCAGAUGCACGGAUGGUUGAGGCCUGCUAUAGGGGUUGUUGAGCUCUCUCAAUGCAUAACUCAGGCUGUUCCACUCAGUGCGAGGAAGUCCACAGGAGGUUCGGCCGAAGGGGUUGCUCCAUUUUUGCAGCUUCCACAUUUCAGUGACUCUGUUAUCAAGAAGAUAGCUCGCAAGAAGGUAAGAACAUUCCAGGACUUCUCUGAGAUGUCCCCAGAAGACCGAGCAGAGCUUCUCACUCAAGUAGCAGGAUUCAGCUCAUCGGAGGUGCAGGAUGUGGAAACGGUACUUUCAAUGAUGCCAUCAGUAACAACCGAAGUCAGAUGUGAGACUGAGGGCGAAGAAGGCAUACAAGAGGGUGACAUCGUCACAGUCCAAGCCUGGAUCACCGUGAAACGACCCAAUGGCCUCCCUGUCGGACUCCCACAUUCUCCAUACUACCCUUUCCACAAGGAAGAGAACUACUGGUUCCUCCUCGCUGACCCUGUCUCAAACAACGUAUGGUUCUCCCAGAAGGUCAACUUCAUGGACGAGGCAGCCGCCAUCACCGGUGCUUCCAAGGCAAUCGAAGACACGAUGGAGGGAUCAGGAGCGAGCGUGAAGGAGAUCAGUACAGCUGUCAGGGAAGCGGUGGAGAAGGUCCGCAGUGGGUCCCGCCUCGUGAUGGGGAAAUUCCCUGCCCCAGCGGAGGGGAGCUAUAAUUUGACUUGCUUCUGCAUGUGCGACGCUUGGAUAGGGUGCGACAAGAAGACGAGCUUGAAGGUCAAGAUUCUGAAGCGAACCAGGGCUGGCACACGUGGCGGGUUCGCGAAUGAGGAUGGACUUGUUGCCGAGGAUGGGAUCGAGGAGGAAGAAGAGAACGAGGAAGAGGAGUACGAUGAUGAUUACGAGAGCGAGUACAGCGAGGAUGAGGAAGAAGAGAAGGAUACAAAGAGGAAAGGUGCGGCGAAUGGGACUGUCCGUAGAAAGGAGUCGAGUUCUGAGGACGAGGGUGAAGAUGAAGAGUGA